Molecule: messenger RNA, 1631 nt
Organism: Helobdella robusta
Lineage: Eukaryota; Metazoa; Annelida; Clitellata; Rhynchobdellida; Glossiphoniidae
Exons: 7
Coding region: 1-981 (326 amino acids)
Source: RefSeq, a predicted model, not a curated record
AUGACGUUAGUGAUGAUGAUGAUCACAUUGCCUAGUUCAGCCCCGCUUACAAUCAAUUCAAACGACUACUUGGGACUAUUCUCGCCCGGAAACUCGUACAUGAAAAUAUCGGUUCCGUUCAGUGACGACCCGCUUUCAUCCAUCCGACUAUCGAUCCAAUCCUACGUUACGCCGUUCAUCUUGCCAGCGAGCAGCAACGUCUCGCUUCAGAGUUGGAGUUGGAAGAGGAGCUUCUCGAAUUUCGUCAAAUUCUGCGUUACUAAUACUAGUUGCCCGAGUAUCACAACGAAUUCUUCUCAGUCGCUUCCAAUUUCCUACUCAAAGUACAUCACAGUUCCCGCCACGUGCUGCGGAGGUUCCCAGAAUAUUGGUACAUGUGACCCUACAAACAAAACAAUUACUCUGAUAGAUGAUCAGCAAGAAAUCGUCAAUCAACUUAUUAUAAAAAUUAACCAGUUGAGAAAAAUUUUAAACGAUUAUUUGAUUGGAAGGAUCCCACUUGGAUUCUGUCCUGACAGCAGCUAUGAAGUCGGAUCAUAUGGACUUGGAUAUUGUUACAAGUUCUUCAAAACACCUGCUUAUCUCGCUAAGGCUGCCAUCGACUGCACCACCGACCGAGCUAGAUUGGUCUUUAUAAAAGAUAAAACGGAAGAUAACUUCAUAAAAGAGUUUGUAGCAGGCAAAUACAAUUCGUCCAACGGUUUUGGCACAACGCCAUCUUUCCGACUUUGGAUGUCCACCAUCUACAGCCUACCAGACGGCAAGUGGUUCUGGUUCAACAAUCUUCUACCGCGUGACAACCUCCAACCUUUCGGAGCCUACACGAACUGGAAGGACAAGAACCCGGUGAACGCCACAAGUUCGUUGGAUGUUUGUGCUAGCUACUAUUACGAUGCUGACAAGAGAGGUUACUACUGGGAGAAGACGCUCUGUGCCACGCCGCUGCCCUACGUCUGCAAGAUUAGAAAACUCUGCAACUAGUUGGCGCGUGUUUGGCUGAAAAAACUAUUUCGUGUAAAAAUAAAUAAAUAGGAGAAAUUGUUUAAUUCGUCAAAACGAUGUACAAAUCCACAUCUGGAUAAGCAUUUUAUCUUUUAACGAAACAUAAUAGCUUCAAAUCGAUUCGUGACAUUGAGAAUUAAUUAAUUAUUCAGCGACACAGCAACUGAAGCUAAAUUAAUAUUAUUGGUUGGUGUGUGAAUGUAUAGAACAAGCCCAUUAUCUGAAAUUCAAAACUUCCCCACUGAGGCUGAAUGAAUUUUAAAGAGACAGUGGAGCAAAAUAUUUUUGCCGAUGCCAGAAUGAGCUAAAUUUAUCUCUAGACAUAUUUUUUCGGUGUUUCAUACAUUUCUUUAUUGUUGAACGAGUUUUUAAUUCUCAAACUUUCAAUCGAUUCUUCAUUUGUACGUUGAAGUGAGUGAUAUGUUCAAAAAGUGUUAUGUAUGAUUGUGCAAUCUUGAAUCUCAUUUAUUUAUUUGUAAAAAUAUGAUGUAACAUUCACACACACACACACACACACACACACACACACACACACAAUAUAUAUAUAUAUACACACAUAUUAACAUACAUAACGAAAGGCGGGUCCUUAUUGUAUAGAUUGGUUCAGAAAAAACAUUUUUGACACUUUU